AUGCGUUCUUCUGAUGUUGCCAUGGAGGCCAUUCCGCCUGGAAGUGAUGAGAGAGUGCACCUCUCAGCGCUCCCAACGGCAUUUGCAUUCUCUAUGGUUCAAGGUGUGGAGACUGUGUCCGAAGAAAAGGGGAGCGACAAGGCUCCCUCACUAUGCGGAGGCACUGAAGAGAAUAAUGGAGAUACGCACGCACUCCGUCGCGAUGCUCUGGUAAAGACCGCAGUUUUGGGGGAAUCGGUCCAGUUAACACCCGCAGAACGGCAUAAGUGGGCAAAGUUGAAGGAAGAGUUGUUAGAUGUACUCAAUAACAAAGAGCUACAGGCGGGCAUGCCACCCGCUGGACGCUCUAUGCACCCCAUCGAACUCAUCCCUGGCUCAGCUCCAAGAUUCAUUCCACGGUACAGACGAACCCCACACCUUGAUGAGGAAAUUGGGCGGCAGGCAGACGAACUUCUGAAAAAGGGCACGGUUCAGCCGUCAACUAGCGCCUUUGGGCACAAUCCCGUGCUGGCGAAGGAAAAGGACGGCAGGUGGUGCAUGUGCGGCGACUUCAAGCCCCUCAACACGAUUACAGUGAAGCAGAAGUUUCCGAUACCCAGAGUGGAAGAAAUCCUUGACCGCAUACAGGGUUCGGCGGUAUACGCAGCAUUUGACUUCGCUGAGGCCUUUUUGCAGAUCCCUAUUGAACCCGGAGGACAGGCACAAAACGGCGUUCCACAUCCGCACUCGCAAGCUGGAGUACACUUGUAUGCCCUUUGGCCUUGUGAAUGCACCUGCCGAACUGCAGCGGCAAGUCAAUCACGACUUCCUGCGGCCAAUCGCCGAGGGAUGGGUGGUGAUAUACAUGGAUGA
Molecule: messenger RNA, 852 nt
Organism: Eimeria mitis
Lineage: Eukaryota; Apicomplexa; Conoidasida; Eucoccidiorida; Eimeriidae
Product: Gypsy/Ty-3 retroelement polyprotein, related
Exons: 1
Coding region: 1-852 (283 amino acids)
Source: RefSeq, a predicted model, not a curated record